ACGGUACUUGCUCAUAAGAAUAUUUCACAAUGACUUUUUUUAUGAAGUCUUUUAAAGUCGGUAAAUCAUUAUAUAGUAAUGUUUUGGCAUCAGAAAUCAGGGUAACUUCAGUGUUAGGUCAUAACAUAGUUCGUUGCAAAGUAUCAGACGAUACUAAUAAUUAUACAAAGAAAAGCGAUGAAAAAUCUGUUGAAGAUAUAGUUAAACAAAAUGAACAGUUAUUAGAAGAAAAUCAAGUUCUUAAGGACAAAUUCAUAAGAUCAUUAGCUGAAAUGGAAAAUACACGUAAGCAAGGUGUAAAACAAAUAGCAGAUGCCAAGAUCUACGCUAUUCAAGGAUUUUGUAAAGAUCUACUUGAUGUUGCUGAUAGUUUGGGGAAAGCUAUUGAACUAGUACCAAAAGAAGAAGUCUCCGAUAGAAAUCCACAUUUAAAACAUUUGUACGAAGGCCUAGUAUCAACAGAAUCCCAGCUACAAACGAUUUUUCAAAGACAUGGACUAGUAUCAGUUAAUCCAUUAAAUGAAGAAUUUUAUCCUAAUGAACAUAAAGCUCUAUUUGAACAAGUAGUUGAAGGUAAAAAAGGAGGGUUAGUUGUUGUAGUGUUACAAAUUGGAUACAAGUUACACAAUCGUGUCAUCAGAGCAGCUGCUGUAGGUAUUAGCAAAGAUGCCAACCAAUAA
Adelges cooleyi (spruce gall adelgid) is the source of this 680-nucleotide messenger RNA. Its product is annotated as grpE protein homolog 1, mitochondrial-like. Gene Ontology annotation, molecular function: protein homodimerization activity; adenyl-nucleotide exchange factor activity; protein-folding chaperone binding. Gene Ontology annotation, biological process: protein folding; protein import into mitochondrial matrix. Bases 30 to 680 code for a protein of 216 amino acids. The transcript has 6 exons. NCBI's taxonomy places the organism in Eukaryota, Metazoa, Arthropoda, Insecta, Hemiptera, Adelgidae. The record is from RefSeq and is a predicted model, not a curated record. Gene Ontology annotation, cellular component: PAM complex, Tim23 associated import motor.